AUGAAGCCCCGCCACCUCCCGCCGGUCCUUGUACUCGCCUUGCUUUCCCUCCUCUCCCUCUCCCUCCGCCGCCACCUCACCCCCCUACAGCUGCCGCUUCGUCCCGCCGCCGGGGACCCGCUCCUUCGUCGCCUCGCCGCGGUGGAAGGCGUGGGAUCCGAGCAAGUCCUCGCCGACGCGGCUGCACUGCUCGUGAAUGGCUCGAUAUCCACGUUCCCCAGCCUUGGCAACCGCCAGCGCCUCCUCUACCUCCGCCUCCCGUACGUCCGCUCCGCCCGCGGCCCGCCGAGGCCGAGGACCGUGUCCCGCCUCCGCAUCCCCGCCGAGGCACUCCCCUCCGACGAAUCCCUGCUCGCGUCCUUCCGCACGUCUCUCCACUCCUUCCUCCUCGCCCACCACCGCCGCCGCCGGGGCGGAACCGGUAAUGUGGCCAGCGUCAUGAGCGAGCUCGCCGGCGUCCUCGGGCGGCGCUUCCCGACCUGCGCGGUCGUAGGGAAUAGCGGCGGGCUCCUCGGCUCCGGCCGCGGACCGCAGAUCGACGCGCACGAGCUCGUCAUCCGCCUCAACAACGCACGCGUGGCCGGCUUCGUCGCCGACGUCGGCGCCAAAACCUCGCUCUCCUUCGUCAACUCCAACAUCCUCCACCUCUGCGCGUCCCGCAGUGCCGCCACCGCCGCAGGCUGCGGGUGCCACCCGUAUGGCCCCACCGUGCCCAUGGCCAUAUACAUCUGCCAGCCCGCGCACCUCCUGGACGCCCUCAUCUGCAACGCAACCGCCACCCACGCCUCCCCAUUCCCGCUCCUCGUCACCGACGCGCGCCUGGACGCGCUCUCGGCGCGCAUUGCCAAGUACUACUCGAUCCGGCGAUUCGUGUCGGACACGGGUGCUCCGGCGAGCAACUGGACCCGGAAGCACGACGAGAGGUACUUCCACUAUUCGUCAGGUAUGCAGGCGGUGGUGAUGGCGCUGGGGGUAUGCGAGGAACUGAGCCUAUUCGGGUUCGGCAAGCCGGCAGGGGCCAAGCACCAUUAUCACACGAACCAGAAGAAGGAGCUGGACCUGCACGACUACCAGGCGGAGUACGAUUUCUACGGCCACCUCCAGGCGCGGCCGGAGAUGGUGCCGUUCCUUGACGAGGCCCAAGGCUUCACGGUGCCGCCGGUCAGGUUGUACUGCUAUAAACACAAAAUGUUGAUUUCUCAUUACAAGAUUGGCCAGCAAAAUAUCUGGUAA
Triticum turgidum subsp. durum (durum wheat) is the source of this 1233-nucleotide messenger RNA. The record is from the annotation of a GenBank genome assembly. Lineage: Eukaryota; Viridiplantae; Streptophyta; Magnoliopsida; Poales; Poaceae.